GAGAAUAGUGGCAACUCUCGCGAGAGUAUAUUAAGGUCAUUUAUAAUUAAUCAUUGAGACUAAAGGGUAAAAACCAUGUCGGAGAAAGAAGUUGGGAAAAAGUGGGAUCGUUGCCUUGCUGACGCAACAGUCAAACUAGGUGCUGGUCUUGGCCUAGGAAUUGUGUUCUCGGUGAUCUUCUUUAAGAGAAAGACCUGGCCAUUAGCUUUUGGAUCUGGAAUGGGAAUAGGAAUGGCAUACUCCAAUUGUCAGCAUGAUUUCCAGUCUCCGUACCUCUUACAUGGAAAGUUUGUUAAAGACCAGUAAACAAUCUUAUGAGGCCAGUUUAUCAACUUAUCUGUCUAUUGUGCUACAGCCAUUGACCUGGCAGAAGAAAUGAGAAGUGGGACUGUUUUUAUUUACAAUUAUCAUGCAUCAACCGGCAACAUACUGUUUGCAUCAAGAGACUUGGGUAUGUUCUGUACCUGAGGUGUUUCUUUUAUGUUGUCUGAAACAGUAAAAGCAAAGUGAAGAAAUAAACACGUCCAAAAAAAAAAUUAAGCACA
Molecule: messenger RNA, 545 nt
Organism: Protopterus annectens (West African lungfish)
Lineage: Eukaryota; Metazoa; Chordata; Ceratodontiformes; Protopteridae
Gene: MICOS10
Product: mitochondrial contact site and cristae organizing system subunit 10
Exons: 4
Coding region: 76-306 (76 amino acids)
Cellular component (GO): MICOS complex; mitochondrial inner membrane; mitochondrion
Source: RefSeq, a predicted model, not a curated record